Molecule: messenger RNA, 960 nt
Organism: Clavispora lusitaniae ATCC 42720
Lineage: Eukaryota; Fungi; Ascomycota; Pichiomycetes; Serinales; Metschnikowiaceae
Product: Ring finger domain family protein
Source: RefSeq, a predicted model, not a curated record
AUGAGUAACUUAUUUAAUGCUGCCGUAUUCGAGACCGAUCUUGACGGCAACAUUCUUUCCGGUGACGACGUGCCCUUUUGGUUCCGCGAUAUCAUUGACCGGGCGUUUGCUACGAGCGGAAUCCGGGCCACCCGCAAAGUCGCCUCCCACGAAGCAAUCGCUUCUCUUGAAGACACAGAAGCUGAAGGAGACAACUGCCCAAUUUGCUACGAACCGUACGUUGCCGACCAGAACAAGAAAAUGAAGAUGGACCCUCACGACGUAACUGCACAGCUGCGUUUAGACGAGCUAGUUGAAGAGCUUGCACCAUAUGGCGUUGACGUUGCAUCACAGAAUAUACAGCGCCUGUUCAGAGACCCUGCUUUAUACAUGCCUGUGGAUAUGGCAGGUCACGACCCGCUUCGUUUUCCCCAACGGAAUCUCUACACUCACGAGCGGGCAACUGCCAGCGAGCUCUUUCCUGGGUCCGAACGCCGUUCAACGAGAACUGUCGAUCCCGACACUUGUGCGCAUACGCCUGUGAAGAUGCCCAACUGUAACCAUGUGUUUGGAAAACCGUGUAUCAUCGAGUGGCUCAAUGGACAUGUAAGCUGCCCGCUUUGCCGCAAAGAGGUUGAAGCGGUUAAAGAUUCUACGCCCGAUGCCGCCAAAGCGGCUACACUUCGACGCAACUGUACCUUUGCUCAUACGGACAACCCAGACGAGAUGUUGGACCAUCUUCUAAGAAGACUGACUGACAUGUUCAAUCCAGCGCGGCGUCCCUUCAAUCCGUUCGUAACGCCUUUGACAGAUGCUUCAGUACAACAGAACUGGGCACUGCCAACAUACCCCGAACACCUUCGUCCAGACCGGCCGCAAACACGCGAUCCUCACUUGACGAUGGCACGCAAGUUUCCACUUCUGACCCUAGGAUCAUCACUCCGGCGGGCACCAUUCACUCGCCUGUUCAGAGAGGAGUGA